CAGAAGAAGAGCGGGAGAUGGAGAGGGAGAGGGAGAGAGAGAGAGAGGGGGAGAGGGAGAGAGAGCGCAAAUCACCCAGGAAAGGGAAUUCACGUGGUGGGAAAGGAGCCAAAGGAGAGAAGGAGAAAACAAGGGAACAUAGAGUCAAGAAAAAGAAGGCAAAGGAAGGGAAGAUGAGAGAUGAGGAAUGGGAAGGAGAGGAGGAGACCCCCAAACGCAGGAAGAACCGCAAGAACGAGAAAACCAAGAAACAGAAAGAGGACAAGAAAGAAGAUGAAGACGGAAAGUCCAGGAGGAAGAACACCAAGGACCGGCGAGCUAAGAGGGAUGAGGAGAAGGAGAGAGAGAAAGAGAGUAAGGAAGCAAAAGAGAAGGAUGAAAAGAAGGACAAGGACAGAAAAAAGAAGAAAAAGAAGAGAAGAGUGGUGACAAGCUCAGAAUCUGAGGAGUCUUCUGAAGAGGACGAGGAGGAAGAGGAGGAAGAGGAGUCAUCUGAGGAAGAAGAGGGAGUGACGCUCUCCCCAGAAGAGCUGGAGGCGCUUAAAGAGGCGGUGGAGGAGAGGAAGAAGACCAUCGCCACGCUAAGAGCCAAACCCUUGCCCAUGAGGAAGAAGCUGGUGACCCUGAGGGAAUCCCAGGAGUUUGUGGAGAAAUACGAGGGCGCUCUUGGCAUGGGCAAGGGCAGGAAGCUGUACGCUUACAAAGUCAGGAUGGUGAAGAAAUGUAUGAAGUUUCGGAGAGAUUUUGAGAACUUCAGAACUGCCUGCAUUCCCUGGGAAAUGAAAAUAAAGGAGAUUGAAAGCCAUUUUGGCUCCUCGGUUGCCUCUUAUUUCAUCUUCUUGCGCUGGAUGUACGGCAUCAACAUGAUUUUGUUUGGGCUGACCUUUGGCCUUGUCAUGGUGCCUGAGGCACUGAUGGGAAAGCCGUAUGGCAGCAUGCCCAGGAAGACCGUGCCCCGGGCUGAGGAGAACAGCGCCAUGGACUUUGCCGUUCUGUGGGACUUUGGGGGCUAUGCCCAGUACUCUGUCCUGUUCUAUGGGUUCUAUAACAGCCAGCGUGCUAUUGGCUGGCUCAAGUUCCGCAUGCCCCUGUCCUACUUCCUGGUUGGAGUGGGGACUGUGGCCUACAGCUACAUGGUGGUUAUAAGAACCAUGGCGCGGAACGCCAAUGAGGAAAUGGGCGGGGACGACACCAGCUUCAACUUCAGCUGGAAGCUGUUUACCAGCUGGGAUUACCUCAUCGGUAACCCGGAAACCGCUGACAACAAGUUCGCCUCCAUCACCACCAGCUUUAAGGAGUCCAUCGUGGAGGAGCAGGAGAGUCACAAGGAUGAGAACAUUCACCUGACCCGCUUCCUGCGGGUGCUGGCCAACUUCCUGGUCCUGUGCUGUCUGGCAGGAAGUGGCUAUCUCAUCUACUUUGUGGUCAGGAGGUCACAGAAGUUUGCCUUGGAGGGCCUGGAGAACCACAGCUGGUGGGAAAGGAACGAGGUAAACAUGGUGAUGUCACUGUUGGGCAUGUUCUGCCCGAUGCUGUUCGACGUGAUCAGCACUCUGGAGAACUACCACCCCCGCAUCGCCCUCCAGUGGCAGCUGGGACGGAUCUUCGCCCUCUUCCUCGGCAACCUCUACACCUUCAUCAUCGCCCUGAUGGAUGAGAUCAACCUCAAGAGACAGGAAGAGGAAGUGGUCAAGUUGAACAUGACUGUUUGGCAGACCAGUCUGUACAACGGAACGCUGUCGGCCAACAGCACUGUUCCCCCGGUAACCGUGGCCCCUGCCGACGUCCCCAGGGGCCCCUGCUGGGAGACGAUGGUGGGACAGGAGUUUGUUCGGCUCAUCAUAUCGGACACGAUGACCACGUACAUCACGCUGCUGAUCGGUGACUUCCUGCGGGCCGUCUGCGUCCGCUUCCUCAACUACUGCUGGUGCUGGGACCUGGAGUACGGCUUUCCGUCCUACUCAGAGUUUGAUGUCAGCGGGAACGUGCUGGGGCUGAUAUUCAACCAAGGGAUGAUCUGGAUGGGUGCGUUCUACGCCCCCUGCCUGCCUGCACUGAACGUGCUGCGGCUGCACGUCUCCAUGUACCUGCAGUGCUGGGCCGUCAUGAGCUGCAACGUCCCGCAGGAGAGGGUCUUCAAGGCCUCCGGGUCCAACAACUUCUACAUGGCCAUGCUGCUGGUCAUCCUCUUCUGCACGCUGCUCCCCACCAUCUACCUACUAUGCUCACCCUGUUCCUUCCCCCUUCCCUCUUUCAGUGGGAAGAACCGUAUGUUCGACGUGAUCCAGGAAACCCUGGAGAACGAUUUUCCCGUGUGGUUCGGAAAGGUGUUCAGCUACGCCUCGAACCCGGGACUGAUCCUCCCUUUCAUUCUGCUCAUGGUUUUAGCCAUUUAUUAUCUGCAGUCCACAUCCAAGACCUACAAGACCGCCAAUGUGGAGCUAAAGAAGAAGCUUCAGGCCCAAAAUGAGGAGAACAAGAAGAAGAACAAGAAGGCUGCCUUAAAGGCCGCGAGCGAGCUGGAUGAAGCAAGAAACGCUGCCUCCUGUAGGCAGGAGGAGAACAAUGCAUCACUGAACAAUAGAGGGAACAGGAGAGAGAGCGAGAGAUGCGAGCAGGACCAAUCGAGGCAGCAGCUCCACCCCUCAAAUGAGCGAGGGGGACGUCCCUCCGGAGCCCCGCCCUCCCGUGGCCCCGCCACCCGGCCGCCGCCUCCCCGUGGUCCCGGAGCGCAGGGGUACCUCCCCGGAAACCCGCGCCCGCUGGAACCCAGAAUGCAACGGGGCCAAAACUCAUACAGACGCUGACAGGUGUGACGCAGUCAAGGAGACGGGACACGAUUUCAGGUGCUUUACGGGAACAGAAAUGCUCUGCUUAGGUGAUCUGGUGAAGACUGCGGGCUUCCAGAUCACUGCCCCGACUCCUCCUUUUGAAAACACUAAAGAACAACAGAAGUAUAUUUGAAAAGCAUAUUUAUCUUUUUAUGUAUCUAUUUUUAUAAGGAAGAUACCAUAUUGAAAACUGUUCGUAUUUUGGCAGUGUUUGUGUAUGUACCCACUACAUAUUCAAAAAUUUUUAUCUGUAAAUGUAAGAGCUCUUAUUGGUGUACUGGGAGUCAGCGUCAUGGCUGUCGAUACACUUUUAGCAGGAAUAUGCACUGGGUGAGGACUGCAGGUAGGGGGCAGUCUUUUCUGCAUUGUGCAAAUCAUUGUUCUUCUGAGGGACAUGGGAAACAUGUAUCCUCCACCUACACCAGUAACACAGAGAGAUAGAGCUGUCUCAAUGUGUCUUCUCUUAUCAAAAGCACAAUGGAAUUUUACAGGGCCAUGGGAGUUGGCGACGAUUUCAUAAUUUGCGCAGUUUGUAUCACGGCUUGUACUUCAUGCAGUGGAAAAACAAGGGGGCUUCAGGUGUGCGAUUUACGAUUUUAUUUUGAGCCCCUGUUCCUACCCCCAGCCUCACACUCGUCCUUACCUGCCCCUUCACCAAGUGACAGAAUUAGCAGGUGUGUUCGUCCAGGUACCUGAGUUGGGGGUACAAAGCCUGAACCAUGAAUUAUUCAUAGAGGAAAUGGACUCCCUUGAAGCCUUCCUUUACAUUGCAGCGUUUUAGUUAAGGAACCUGCAUUAGAAUAAUGGAAUUGGUUGAAUAUUUCAAAAGCCAAUGUAUCACUUGGCUGGGGCAGAUAAGAUCAGGUCACGGCAGGGAAUGCUGCUAGUUGGCCACUAAGAAGUGCUGUCCAGUCCUGACUGAAUAAGCCCAGUACAUAACCGAUCUGGUGGGGACUGUGAUGUUUUUCAUUUGGAUGCUGAAAGGCAGGCCCUGCUCGUCUGUACUAAUUAUAGAUCAUGUGACACACUUUAAAGUGUUGAACACUUAACCCAUUGUGUUCUGUCUUUCCCAAAGUGGCUGUCUAUUAGGUUUUAAAUGACUCCAUUGACCACAUUCUCCAUGCUGUGUACAAUCAGCACACCCUGAGGAACUUUUGGUACUAGUGCUCAUGGGAAAUGAAGUCCAUUGUCAGCAGUUGUGUUGUACUUUGACACAAGCUCUGGACCAGACCUCCCUUGGGCAUCAAUGGAACAUUUUGUCUGUUGAAUUCAGCCCAGGCCAGGACCUCCCAUGCAAAUGAGAAACAAGCUGAGCGCGCUCGCAUGCUCUAACGAACGAAUGACAUUUGGUCUCCGCUCUCAACAUGGCAUGGCUCCAGCUUUGCGGUAAGGGCAGCCAGUGGCUAUGGAACCCAAGGACUAGCUCAUGUGGUUCUUGUCAGUCAACUCCAGACAGGCGUGGCCAAGGGAUCACGUCUUCCUUGUUGAUUCUCCAAUAAGAUGAGAUCGGAUGUCCCAGGAGCAAAGCCUGCCCCUCUUUGCACUGAUUGGAGUUUGUCUAACAUUACAUAUAUUUGGCAGCUAGAGUGACGUACAAGAAGUGCAUAUUGAAGGUCAUUGGAACAACUACAAAACACAAGUCCGAUAAGGUACUCAUUAUGUAACAGUUAUCCAUAGCCGUGAACACAAUAAGUCCACUUCACACGGUAAGCAUAGGCUAGGUCAGAGAGUAAUAUUAAGUCAAACUAGGAGGCAACGAGCCACAACAUCAAGAUAAUGAUACAAGUGCAAUAUAAGUGCUGUAUGGAGGUGCAUGUAAUAUGAAAGUGGUACACGAGGUACAUGUGUUCCAUAAAAGUGUUACAGAUUGGAAGGGCCCUGUAGAGUGGGGAUAGUUAGGUAUAGUCUGAAGAGAUGCGUCUUCAGACCAUGGUGGAAAAUGGUCAAUGACUGAGAGGUUCGCAGAGGACCAGGGAGUUUGUUUCACCACUGGGGAGCUAGGGUGGAGAAGCUUUGUGGUUGGGUCGAGCGAGACCCAUUUACCUGGAUGGCACGAGUCCCUUGCAUAGCCAGGCCCGUUCGAUCCCCUGUGAUGAUUGACACCUGUCACUCAACAUAAGGAAGCAUAGCCGUAUGUCAGUUUUAUCACUGCCCCUCCAGAGGGGUAGCAGUCAAUUUCAUUUUUAUGCAGCACAUUCUGUGCAGAGUCAUUUCCCCAAAAGAUAUAUAUAGCACGUUACAUUUACCCAAAUGCAGUUUAAUUUCGCAAACAAAAUGGACACUUACCAAGCUGUAUUUUCUCAUUUCAGACAACUUUAUCAUUUUGACAUUAUAGUUGGUCAAGUAAUUCCAUUAAUAAUUUAAUGUUCAUAUAAAAUUUAUCACUGGUAAUCAUUAAGUAUUUACUUUCAGCUGUGUCACCUGAGAACUUAAGAGGAAGUUUUUUUGUAUGUGAAAGACAGAUCAAAGAUUACUUCACUGAGAUUAAAAUGCGGCUGUCAACACUAAAAUUCAUUGAAAACAUAAAAUUAUCAAUGUUGACACGCUAAAAUAAAUGGAAAGAACGUGUCCAUGCAUCAUUUGAAUAAUUGUUUUUAAUUUGGCAUGUCAUUUAUUUUUGCAUGCCAACAGCAUUGUUGUAUAAUGGUUAUAUGCGCUGCUUUUGUGCGCCUAGAGUAAGUACACUACUUAACCUGAACUGUUUCAGUUCAUAUCCAGCUGUAUUUAUAGACUGUGUAAAAUAAUUAAUCCAAAAGUUCCUCACUACGAGCGUUUGCUAAACGUAAUAUUUAGUAAAUGUAAUUAAAAGUGUUUGUGUCCAUUUUAAGCAAAGUUAUGCCUAUUUGAACAAGUCCUAAACAAAAAGUAUUAAAAUUUUAAGCAUGUUGGCAUGAAGCAGGACAUGUAUGUUGCCUUAUAAUUGUUGGAAUGUCUGUUGCCUUUUAUUCGAGGAGAAAUCGGAAUUUAUUUACAUGGUUCAAUUUUUAUGUGAAAAUGUAUUCAAUUUGCUGCAUUACAUGCUGCAUUAUUUGUUUUCUAUGCGUGGCACGGCCUGCAUCAGUAGUUUUCUGUUAACGUUUGUCCUUGCUGGGGUGCCAGGGCUGGCCUGGCACCCGCAAGCCGUCUCCUCGUGUCAGCGUCAACACGAUGAUAACACCUGCGCAUCGCGAUCUCACUUACGGGGUUAUCUGUCGUUAUAGUGUAUCGUUUGUCACUUAGUUGACGUCUUUAACAGCGAGCGAAAAACCUAGACUACGUCGCAUCCAAGAAUUGAGAUUGCGUACACUGCAUCCCAAAAAAUGUUAAGGACAUAAGAGUAAAACAGCAUUUGAAGAGAGGAACAGGCCAUUCAUUCCACUUAUUGCUCAUUUGAAGAACGAAUGGCCUUGCCGUAGAAAAUUUAAGGUGACGUCAACCGACUAAAUGUAGGUUACAUGAAAAUAUGGAGCGAUUUGUGGGAGACUUGAAUUGUGGAUUAUAGGAUCAGGGUGGUUUUCUCGG
Messenger RNA from Anguilla rostrata (American eel), 6332 nucleotides. It is a transcript of the gene tmc1, whose product is annotated as transmembrane channel-like 1. Lineage: Eukaryota; Metazoa; Chordata; Actinopteri; Anguilliformes; Anguillidae. Gene Ontology annotation, molecular function: mechanosensitive monoatomic ion channel activity. Gene Ontology annotation, cellular component: plasma membrane. Gene Ontology annotation, biological process: detection of mechanical stimulus involved in sensory perception of sound; vestibular reflex. The coding region runs from base 18 to 2807 and encodes 929 amino acids. The transcript is spliced from 19 exons. The record is from RefSeq and is a predicted model, not a curated record.